GUUGCCGGGAAACCGCGUACACUCUGCGAGCUCGGCCUCUGGUUCCCGCUGAGAAGUGGUGGCUGCGGGAGGGUUUUCGUCUGCCAGAAUGGCUUCCAGAAGGAGAGUUCUGAGUAUCACUGAAAGACACCAGAAAUUAGUAGAUGAACACUACAACAAAAAAUUGCAUGUUGAUGCCUUAAAAAAGAUAGAGAAGCAAGUCAGGGGUGAAAUCGUGCAUAAUGAAAAUGAUGACCGAGUUGAGCGCAAGAGAUUCCUCAGAUUAUUACAGAACCAACAAUUUGAGUUGGAUAUGGAAGAGGCCAUUCAAAAGGCAGAAGAAAACAAAAGACUGAAGAAACUCCAGCUUGAACAAGAAGAAAAAUUGGCUAUGGAAUUGGCAAAACUAAAACAUGAAAGUCUAAAGGAUGAAAAGAUGAGGCAACAAGUAAGAGAGAACAGUUUUGAAAUCAGAGAACUGGAGAAGAAAUUAAAAGCAGCUUAUAUGAAUAAAGAAAGGGCAGCUCAGAUUGCUGAAAAGGAUGUCAUUAAAUAUGAACAAAUGAAACGUGAUGCUGAAAUAGCCAAAACCAUGAUGGAAGAACAAGAGCGAGUAAUAAAGGAAGAGAAUGCAGCAGAGGACAGACGAAAUAAAGUGAAGGCACAGUACUAUCUUGACUUAGAGAAGCAACUUGAAGAACAAGAAAGAAAAAAGCAGGAAGCUUAUGAGCAGUUGCUGAAAGAAAAACUCAUGAUUGAUGAAAUUGUUAGAAAAAUCUAUGAGGAAGAUCAAUUGGAAAGACAACAGAAGUUGGAAAAAAUGAAUGCAACUCGGAAGUAUAUAGAAGAGUUUCAGAGAGAGCAGGCUCUCUGGAGAGAAAAAAAACGUGAGGAAAUGGAAGAAGAAAACAGGAAGAUCCUCGAGUUUGCCAACAUGCAGCAACAAAGAGAAGACGACCGCAUGGCCAAAGUUCAAGAAAGUGAAGAAAAAAGGAUACAGCUUCAGAAUAUACUGACUCAGAAAUUAGAAGAAAUGCUGCGGCAACGUGAAGAUUUGGAACAAGUGCGACAAGAAUUAUACCAGGAAGAACAAGCUGAAAUACAUAAGAAGAAACUAAAAGAAGAAGCAGAAGAGAAAUUGAGAAAACAAAAAGAGAUGAAGCAAGACUUUAUUGACCAAAUGGCAGUGAAGGAAAUAGUACUCCAGGCUGCAAAGGAGGAAGAGGAGGUCUUCAGGAAAGCAAUGCUAGCCAAACUUGCUGAGGAUGAUCGAAUAGAAUUAAUGAAUGCUCAGAAACAAAGAAUGAAGCAACUCGAACACAGGAGGGCUGUGGAAAAACUGAUUGAAGAGCGUCGCAACCAAUUCCUUGCUGACAAACAACAUGAAAUAGAAGAAUGGCAGUUGCAGCAAAGAAGACAAGGAUGUAUUAAUGCAAUUAUUGAAGAAGAAAGAGUAAAGCUUCUCAAAGAACAUGCUACAAAAUUACUAGGAUAUCUCCCCAAAGGAGUAUUCAAAAAACAGGAUGAUAUUGAUAUGCUCGGUGAAGAAUUUCAGAAAGCCUAUCAGAAAAGGCGCGAAAAUUGUGAAGAGAAGUGAUACCAACGUUUGGUAAAACUUGGAUUCUUUUUCAUGUUACCAGUAGAUGUCAGUGUAACUUUUGUUUUACUGUUCAGUAAUAUUAAGACUCCAUCAUCAUAUUAGGAUUUUCUAAAACAUCUCUAUUGGAAAUAUAAAAAGUGUUUUCUGAUAAAUUAGCAACAAAACUGCUUUUGAUUAUAUUGUUUUUGUACUGGUAAUCUGAAAAGCUGAAUUUUCACACCUACCAGAUUACAGUAUUUCAUGUAUAUAAAAUUCAGGCUAAAACCCAAGAGACUAACUUCACACUCACCUGCUGUCCAGAAGUUUCUUUCUUCAUCCCCUUUCCUCAAGACAGCAUUUAUCCUGAUUAACAGAGCAGUUCACCUUGGGCUACAGUUAGUUCUAUGUGUUUUCUUCACUGAUUUGGCCAAGGAAAUAAAUAUUUAGAAUUUGGGUUUAAAAUAUCUUUCUGUGUAGUAUAAAAAAGAGUAAAUUCAAAGACCUUUAUUACCUAUAGUGCAUAACAUAAAAUAUUUACUAUUCAAGUGCAGUUAAAAGGGGGCUAGUAGAGCAUAAGGACAGAAGUCAAAAGAAGUUCUAACAAGGAACUUUUUGGAUAUUAUCAAAGUUACAAAGACUAAAGUAGAUCACCUAGGAAUUUCCCCAUUCAAGUGCCUUCAUAAAUUCCUCUUCAGUGAAAGACAGCAUCUUGGCAGCUUCAAUAUGCAUCUGUUUUUUAAAAAAACAGUAUUUUAUAAUUUAGUAUUGAGUGAAAACAUAGGAAACUUGUAAAGAUGUAUUCAAUUGUAAGCACUGUUGUAAGAAUGUAUAGUCCAAUAACCAUAUUUGAAAUGUUAAAUGUACUCAUAGGUCAACCUAUCGAAGACUAUUUGUCCAGUGAUAGUAUUGAACCAACCUACUUUUGAGAGAACAAUUCAAUGAUACUGUAAUAACCUUGAAAACAGGAAAGUGGCAGAGCCACCAAUGCAUGUUCUUACCAUCAGAUGAUGUGUGUCAAAAAGGGAAUUGCAAUGUUUUGGAAUCUGUUUUCUCUCAAGGUUUCAAGAGGCAAACCAAUCCUCUAAAAUAAAUUCUUGCAUAUACUUUCCUUACCAGUUUUAUUUAGACUCA
Molecule: messenger RNA, 2689 nt
Organism: Talpa occidentalis (Iberian mole)
Lineage: Eukaryota; Metazoa; Chordata; Mammalia; Eulipotyphla; Talpidae
Gene: MNS1
Product: meiosis specific nuclear structural 1
Exons: 10
Coding region: 89-1576 (495 amino acids)
Biological process (GO): cilium organization
Cellular component (GO): motile cilium
Source: RefSeq, a predicted model, not a curated record